CGACUGGCGAAAUUAAAAUUGCCGGAGUUAAGAUGCCACCUGUUAACGAGAUUGCCAGCUGAUGUAACGCGGGGCAUCUUAGUUGGUUUGGCGCGUCACGUCACUGCCUCAGCUCCGUUGCCCCAAAUUGCCCCUCGUUACUGUGCUUUGUAGGUGAAGUGCAACGUUGGACCUUUGGAAGGCACGACCGAAGCUUCCAUCUGCUCCACCACGUCGACGUUGAGCAACCAGGACCUGAACCUUGAUUUUUACACUCAAUUUGUUAAGCCUCGUCUCCACACAUUCACCCCAUCCAACGGCUUGAGAGCAAUACCGUUUCCACGAUGGCGUGCCCUCAUUUGGAGUCCAUCUCCCUAAGCCCUCCGACAGCUGCCCAGUCUGUCUAUCGUGAGGAUUGCACGCAGUGCUUCGACUCUAUUGACGAUCCAACUGGCCUCGAUGUCUGCCUCCAAUGCUUCAACGGCGGUUGCACCGGCGUCAAGACGCAUUCCCAGCUUCACCACUCCAAACGCGACCAUCCACUGGCUCUCAACAUUCGUCGAACCCGGAAGCAAAUAGUUAGGGACGAGCCUCCGGCUAAGAUGACCAAGUUAGCCAUAUCUGCCGAGACAGAAGCCGACCGCUACGAUGUCCACACCUCGGCCAAGUGCCUCUCAUGCGAUACCGAGAUAGACCUGUUCAACCCCAAGAUCGCACCCGUUAUUGACGGCAUCAUGAAGGCCAAUACGUUCUCGCGGCAGGAAGAGGUCAAGGCUUGGGAACAAGAACUCUCAACAUGCGAGCACACCUUGAUGUUGCAGCAGCACGAGAGCAGAAAGAUUGAGAGUGGAGACUUGGGACACUGUUCGAAAUGCGAAUUGAAGGAGAACCUCUGGCUAUGUCUGGAGUGUGGCAAUCUGGGCUGUGGUCGAGCCCAAUUUGGUGGCGUGGGCGGAAAUUCGCAUGGUCUUGCUCACGCAAACGAGUCGAGUCACGGCGUCGCCGUCAAGCUCGGCUCCAUCACACCCGAAGGAACGGCAGAUGUUUACUGCUACAAGUGCGACGAUGAACGUGUCGACAACGAUCUGGCGCCCCACCUAGCGCAUUGGGGUAUCAUCCUGUCGGACCAAGUCAAGACUGAGAAGAGCUUGACAGAGAUGCAGAUUGAGCAGAACUUGAGAUGGGAGUUCGCAAUGACCACAGAGGACGGAAAGGAGCUCCAGCCCAUCUUCGGUCCUGGCUUGACUGGCCUCAAGAAUCUUGGCAACAGUUGCUAUCUAGCCAGCAUCCUGCAAUGCCUGUUCGCCCUUGAGCCAUUCCAGGACCGAUACAAUAGACCCGGUGCUGAACUUCCGAAUGUCCCUGACCCCGCGCAAGAUCUGGAAACCCAACUGUGCAAGAUUGGAGACGGUUUAUUGUCCGGACGAUAUUCUAAGCCCGAUCCCGAAGUGGUCUCAUCCGACUCAUCAGCAAUUCAUCACCAGAGAGGACUUGCACCCAGCAUGUUCAAGCACUUGAUUGGUCGCGGUCAUGCCGAAUUCUCGACAAUGCGCCAGCAGGAUUCUUUUGAGCUUCUGCAACACCUCAUCAAGCUCAUCACCCGAACUCAACAUCCUGCUCCUCUUUCUGACCCCACACAACCGUUGCGAUUUAUCCUCGAACAGCGUCUGCAGUGUUUGAGCUGCAAGAAGGUACGCUACAGUUCAAAUGAACAGGACAGCAUAUUCAUCGACGUGCCGUUGGAGAAGCUUCCGUCCGUUGAAGGCGAAGGCGAGCGCUACAAGGAGGUUACACUGAAACAGUGCCUAGAUAACCUUACGGCUUCCGAAGUCGUUGAGUUGACAUGCGCAGGUUGUGGCAGCAAGGACGGAUUCACCAAGCGUUCACUUUUCAAGACUUUUCCGGGGACGCUUGUUGUCAAUGCACGCAAGAUGGCUAUCGAGAACUGGGUCCCCCGCAAGGUCGAUGUCCCCGUCAUCAUUGGCGAAGGGCCCUUCAGCCUGGAUGCGUAUAUGUCGCAUGGUCACCAACCUGACGAGAUACUGUUGCCCGAAGAGAACACAGCUGCGGCACCAGCUUUCGUGCCGAAUCAAGCGGCUCUCGAGGGGCUCAUGGCAAUGGGCUUCCCCAAGAAUCGAUGCGACAAGGCACUUCACGCCACUGGCAAUAACGACAUGAACGCAGCUCUGGAGUGGAUCAUGAUGCGCAUGGAUGAUCCAUCAAUCGAUGAGCCGUUUGUCCUUCCAUGUACGAGCGGAAGCACCGCAGAGGUGGAUCCUCAAAAGAUUGAACAAGUUUGCAAUAUGGGCUUCAGCGUGCCGCAGGCCCGAAAGGCGCUGAAGGAGACUGGCAGUGACGUUGAAAGAGCCAUUGACUGGAUCUUCAAUCAUAUGGACGAUCAAGGAGAUUAUGGCGACGAUGCCCCCGACCUCGCGGAGAGUGCCGAGCCAAAGGAGAAGAAAGAGGCGGGCAAUGCUGACCUGCCGGCCAACUUUGAGCUGCACAGUAUCGUUUGUCACAAAGGUAGCAGUAUCCAUGCUGGACACUAUGUGGCUUUCAUCCGCAAGAUCAUCGACACCCAGAUCCCGAAGUGGGUCCUUUUUAACGAUGAGAAGGUGGUCGAGGCUGGUGACAUAGAAGAGAUGAAGAAGACGGCAUAUGUCUACUUUUUCAAUCGCGUCCACUAGGAGAUAAAGACAACCAUGAAAAAAAGGGGGCUGAGAAAUGAGUUAUCUGCCGAUAGGGGGAUAGCGGAGUUCUCUGCGGACUUUUCGUCGGCCUGCCAGUUGCGAGAUGAUACUUGAGCAUAGCGUGGGUGCUGUUUUUGGACCUGUGCAUAGAAAAUUAUGGACCCAGGGUGGGUAAGCAGUGAAUUAUGCAUUGCGUUGAUGAGGUAGAUGAGAGAUCAACUAAGAACAGAGCCGCAGCAUUGUUAGAGAAAAAUAGAUAAUUGUUAAGUGUUUCCCAGAACUGGCAAUCCGUUGCAUAUUAAUAGUCUAGCAAUAAUGAAAAUACAAACAAAUAAGGGC
Molecule: messenger RNA, 3008 nt
Organism: Pseudomassariella vexata
Lineage: Eukaryota; Fungi; Ascomycota; Sordariomycetes; Amphisphaeriales; Pseudomassariaceae
Product: ubiquitin carboxyl-terminal hydrolase 14
Exons: 4
Coding region: 324-2666 (780 amino acids)
Biological process (GO): protein deubiquitination
Cellular component (GO): cytosol; nucleus
Molecular function (GO): protein binding; zinc ion binding; cysteine-type endopeptidase activity
Source: RefSeq, a predicted model, not a curated record